This is a messenger RNA of Colletotrichum scovillei, 668 nucleotides long. RefSeq names its product 40S ribosomal protein S29. Gene Ontology annotation, cellular component: cytosolic small ribosomal subunit; ribosome. Bases 105 to 275 code for a protein of 56 amino acids. Gene Ontology annotation, biological process: translation. The record is from RefSeq and is a predicted model, not a curated record. The transcript has 3 exons. Gene Ontology annotation, molecular function: zinc ion binding; structural constituent of ribosome. Lineage: Eukaryota; Fungi; Ascomycota; Sordariomycetes; Glomerellales; Glomerellaceae.
AAAAUUUCCGCCAGACGUCCUCAAUCCAACCACAGCCAAACCAUCUCGAGUUUUCGCCGACCACCCUCUCGACGACACCGCCCACCCGCUCGACAACCGCCAUCAUGUCUCACGAGUCUGUCUGGAACUCCCGCCCCCGCAACUACGGCAAGGGCUCCCGCUCUUGCCGUGUCUGCAAGCACACCGCCGGUCUCAUCCGCAAGUACGACCUCAACCUGUGCCGUCAGUGCUUCCGUGAGAAGGCCAAGGACAUCGGCUUCAACAAGUACCGUUAAAUUGUCCAAAACUCCGAGACGGCAAAGGAUGGGAACUUGGUGAAGGUGGUUGGGCAUGAGUGGCCCGUGGAAAAAUGCAUUCAGACAAGAGGGAAGGCUUCCAAGGGCAAUUGGAGUUCUUAUGGCUGGCUUAACGGAAAGUGCAAAAAUCCGUCGGACGUCCAACUGAGGAUAGACGAAUACCACGACAUUGAACCUUUUACCACCAUCCAAAAUUUUGGGGCCCUCAAUAUCAAGCAAAGAAAGACUGAGCUGAGCUGCGCGUGAAGACGGCACGACUCACCUGUAGCUUGUGAAACCGCGCGACGCCUGGGUACCAAGCAGCUAGCUAGUAUGGCCCUUCAAGUUCUGGGGAUGUAAUUGAUGACUCGAGGUUUAUCAAGUAACACGAUG